CAGAGCAGCAUGCGCAGUGAGCAGCGGGACGUGGGACGUGCAGGACGUCUCCCGAGCAGGCAAGAAACCCUCCACGUCACAGACGCACACAUCGGGCCGCAUCUUCCUGCCAGUAUACAAGUAAACGCACGGAGGAUAACAAUCUCUUCUCGCUCAUCACCAUGGGUUCCACCGAGCGCCGCCUUUCUUCCAUCACCGUUAAUGCCGAAAGUGAGGACGAUGGUUUUGACGACCUGCUCUCCUCCAUCGGGUUUGGUCGGUGGCAGGCAAUAAGCGUGGUGGUAGUGCUCAUCAUCGCUGCCUUGCUGCCAGUACAGAUGGUAGGAAUGACAUUGAUAGCUCCACCAAUACCUUUCCGCUGUUACGGGGGAUCCUUCUCCACAGCGGAGAACCAGUCUGCACUCACUGUCGAUGACAAGCUGAGGGAGAUUUUAGAGUUAGGUAAACUCAACAAGACUGAAUUCGAUGAACGGUGCCUGCCUGCCUCUGAGCAAGAUGAAGACUCCAUGUGGCUGCAUCAGCCUAAGAACUCCAUCAUCACCGGCAUGAAGUCAUGUCCUAUCAUCGAGUAUGACAGUUCCAUCUUCUCCUCGUCUGUCGUUUCUGAUUUUCACCUGGUGUGUGAAGAGUUCCACAUGCAGGCAUUCUACCAGAUCAUGUAUACAGUCGGGGGAGCCCUGGGCAGCGCCAUCGGAGGUCAGAUAGGAGACAGGUUUGGGCGGCGGCGGGCAGUUCAGUUGGGCGCCGUGCUGUACCUAGGCGGGAUUCUUGCAAUCGCCUUCGUGCCGCUCUACGAAGUAGUGUUAAUGAUGCGCGUCAUAUUGGGCUUCGCCAACACGAGCAUGCUUGUGACCGGCUGGAACAUGGUUAUAGAAGGAUCCCCGGCAACGGCCAGGACCCUAACGGGUAUGUUGAUGGGGCUGCCCUUCUCCAUAUUCAUCAUGCUCUUAGCAGGCGUUGGCUACUUCAUCAGGACAUGGCAAAAUCUUCUUUUGGCAUGUAGCGCCCCCGUGUUCUUUCUAAUCCCACUCUCCUUCAUUGUGGACGAGUCACCGCGAUGGCUGCUACAACAAAACCGAAGCAAGGAAGCUUAUGCCAUACUACAGAAAGCCGUCAGACUAAACAAAGCAAAGAUUAAGGGUGAUCUAUCCACAAUUGUUGAUAAGAUUGCACAGAGGAAUAGAGGGAAACAUCCAGACAGUUUGGUAAUGCCCGCUUCCACGUUCGCCACAUGCAUGAAUGGUCUUCACGAAAUGAUGGAGUAUUUUAGAAGUCCAGGCAUGAGGAUCAUUCUCAUUGUUACGCCGAUCAUCUGGUUCUUCCAGAGUUUUGUCUACCUUGGCCUAGCCAUCAACGCCAACAAUUUCUCCAGCAACGAUCCUUUCCUGUAUGUGGCACUGACAGGAGUGAUGGACUGUGGUUCGAUUUUACUUUCCACACCCGCUACUCCUUUCCUGGGACGUCGUGUUAUGAUCGGCACGGAACUGUUUACUGGAGGCGUCUUGCUCCUAGUGGAGCUCGUCGUUCCUGAUGAAUACUCGUGGGUCAAGUGGGUGCUGGUGAUGAUCGGCUUCCUGCUGGUGGCCGGCGCCUUCCAGGUCAACUUCGUGUAUGCACCCGAGCUCUUCCCGACACUGGCUCGCACGAGAGGCUUUGCUUUCGUCAACCUUGUCGGGAACGUUGGCUUCAUGUGCGCCCCGCUCAUCACCACCAACCUCGCAAAAAUAAGCCGCUGGGCCCCUGGAGUGGUAUUCGGCUGCUCUGGCAUAUUAAUCAGUCUCCUGGUGCCGCUGCUUCCGGAGACCAAUAAGAAACCGCUACCCGAGAACCUCCAAGACGUGGAGGAUCGAUGGAGGGAGAGCAAGUUCAAGUAUAAAUCUAGGGCUACUGGCUCAGAAAAUCUGGCAUACACACAUGAUGGCGAGCGCGACUUGUCUUCCGUGAGGAAUGGCAGUUUCUAAUAGCGGGAGAACGGAAUAUAUGCAGAUGUUGAUUUCAUAGAUCUCAUUAUCUCAACAAGAUCAUCCGCUUUUAUUUCUUCAUUUUCUUGUAUAACGAACGCCCACAGUUUGACACUCGUAUAUUUUACAUUUUCCUUCCCAUGUUUCUUCUUUACUUCAUUGUAAUGAAGACCGACACCACUGAUAAACUGGUCCUUGUCUUCUACAUCACGUGAGUUCCUUUUACCAAUCAAGCAUUGCCACAGGCACAGGUAAAUUCAACACUGAUUAAAAUAGAGGAUUCUGCACAGUUUUCGACCACAAAUAAAAAAAAAAAAAAAAAAAGAGGUCAGUGGUGAAGCUAUUUUAUUCAGCAAAUCAUAUAUCCCAUUAAAACUACCUUUUAAUUUAUUUAUUUAUCUAUUUUUAUUUGCGAAAAGGAGAAUA
This is a messenger RNA of Scylla paramamosain (green mud crab), 2387 nucleotides long. RefSeq names its product solute carrier family 22 member 20-like. Lineage: Eukaryota; Metazoa; Arthropoda; Malacostraca; Decapoda; Portunidae. The transcript is spliced from 14 exons. Gene Ontology annotation, molecular function: transmembrane transporter activity. The record is from RefSeq and is a predicted model, not a curated record. Gene Ontology annotation, cellular component: membrane. The coding region runs from base 162 to 1961 and encodes 599 amino acids. Gene Ontology annotation, biological process: transmembrane transport.